AUGGUAACUAAAGUGAAGGAAGACACGGUUGAUGCGAUCGUAUGUCCUGCAAAGACCAUUCAAGAGCACUGCGAUGAUAAGACAGGAGUUUGGACACGAACUACAACAUUUUAUAUUCCUGAUGGCUGUAACUGUAAGAAAAAACAGAAGGUAAAAUUCGGAAAGUGUGUGUGUCCGCCCCCGGAGGUAUGGACUUCAGCAUGUGAGAAUCAAUUCCGCACCGUGAUGACCACGUCCUACAGGCAAGUUGAAGGUGAAUGUCUUCCUUACGAAACAACAGCCCGAGAACGAUGCAGUUGUCCAAGUGGCUCAAGGCAAAGCCUCAAGUGCGAUGGAAAUGGUCAAUUUAAUAACUGCACUCUUACUCACGAAUUUGUGCCUGUUUCUAAGGCUUGCAGGACAAGGAAACAUUGUGUUAGUUGGAAGAAGGUUUGUCCUCCAAAAAGGGAAGAGAAUGUGGGUACCUGUGGCCCUGAAACAGGCUACAGGCAGAAAAUUAGCGAAACCACCUAUGUUUUUGAUAAAUCGACUUGUAAAUGCAAGCCUCGAGUGAUCAUCAGGUUGACUGGUUUCUGUGCGUGUCCUCCAACCAAAGAGGUUGCUGGCUUAUGUGAUAGGGAUCCAAACUCACCGAAAGCUGGACUUCGAAUCAAAACUCUUCACCAAUUUGAAGUAGAAGGCUGUGAAUGUGUUUCCCGGGUUACCAAUAUAACUGAGAUUUGUGAUUGCGACCUUCGCCAUGGAGUAAGGAAUGAAACAAACUGCCAGGGAAAUGAGGUGGUGAAUGCGGUGACACGUUGGAUCCUCAGAGAUGGCGAAUGUAGUCCGACUCGCAUCGUUUCUCGUAGCAAACUUCAAUGCGAUCAAAAGGUUUCUGAGUCCAUGAUCGUUCAAGGAGAGUGCCACUCUGGUGAAGACGGUUUCGGAAGACAAAAUAUUACAUAUUAUGAGCUUCGUCCAGCCAACUGUCAAUGUAAACGAGUUCCAGUUAAAGUUGACACCCAAAAUUGCCAUUGUCCGAAAGCUAGUGUGAAGAGAAAAUGCCUGAAUAAGGGCACUAACUUGGUCGAGAUAAGACGUAAAUAUGUCCUGAAAGCAAAAGCCGGAGUCCCUGUAUGCAUUGAAAAACAAAAUGAAAGACCAAUCUCUCCGUGUUUUUCCAAAGGAGGUAGUAAAUACUGGGAGAAAAUGGGUUCUUGCGAUUCAUCAACAUGCCAAAGGGUGGUUCACGUCUACAAACGAGCUCCACGAGGUUGUCAAUGUCCCACCAAGAAAUUAAGCCGUAUGGAGAUGUGCUGCUGUCCAAAACCCACUGCACCUACAUCCACUUGCAAUGAAAAGUCAAAUGCUAUUGAAACGCGAUUCCUCUCACACGCUUUACAAUCAAAUAUGACAAUUGGCGGCAAGGCAUAUGUUAUUGAGCCAUAUUGUGCUGAAUUGAAUCACACAACGAUAGUGCCUGUAUCGUGCGCAGAGACUAAGCCCAAGGUUAUAAUUGGAAAAUGUCGGAAAGAUAACCAUCAGAUUGUAAAAGUCAUCGGCAAACGUCCAGUUAACUGCUCCUGCGAAGAGUACGAAAUUAAAAGAAUGCGGAAUCGAUGUGGGUGUCCAAAGACUGUUAGCUACACUUACGGUGAGUGUAUUAAUGGUCGGCAAGUUGAAAAGGUACUAAUCCUGCAAUCCAUUUCUCACGAAAAGAGGGUUACUGAAGGAGUAUUAGUAAAUGAAACCAACUGUCAGCAAGUUAUUGUAAGUCGACGACAUAUACCUUGUGCUUGUACUGAAAAGCCUCGCAUUCUACGCAAAUGUCUCGAAGGCAAUCGUCUUCAAAUUGAAGAAAUUGAACAAUUCUUCAAUGAGACUUCAAGAACAUGCCAAAAGCAAGCUUCCAAGAAAGUUUAUCAAACGAUUUGCCCUAAACCAAAUAAAACGAUAUCCCAAUGUGGUGCGGAGGAGACCGGCUUUACGGCGGUAGAAACCUUGACAACUUGGACGCCCAUCGACUGUGAAUGUGUGCCGAAGGUCACAGAAAAGCCCUUCGUGUGUAAUUGUACUGUAAAGUAUCCGCCUAGAACAAGAAUUGAUUGCAAGGACAAUCAUAUUCUGGAAGCAGUCACGACUUCGUUUGUAUCUAAAGGUCAAGAAUGUGUACCCCAGAACUCAAAGGUUACUACGAAAGUUGUAUGCUCAACUGAACUGCGAUCCAAAGCUUCCCAAAUAUGCGAUAAGAAUACACACAUGAGAAAAGUAACUUGGUUUAGACAGGUUCCCCAAUCAUGCAAAUGUGAAUGGCAGCCCAUUAGCUCGGACAAAGAACUGGAGUCUCGAGGCUUGAAGUCUUUUGAAUUUUGCGAAUGUCCAGACGCCAAGGAAAUUGAUUUGAAAUGUAUGCGUGUGGGGCCUAGCCGAUUUUCUCAGGAAAAGACAUUAAUGAAGUACUUCAGAAAAGGAGCUGACUGUGUCCCUGUUAAAGAGACGGUGUUAAACAAUUUCACUUGUCUCGAAGGUGCUCAAACACAUAGAUCCUCCUGUGAUCCUCUAACCGGUCAAUUAGUUGAAAAUCAUGUAAUCGAGCAGGUUGAUAAAAAAAAUUGUUCAUGUCGCCGGAUUGUUAAAAGUAGUCGUCAAUGUGCUUGCAACUGUGGCGGAUCAUCUUCAGCUCCUCUAAAUUCAAAGACCAUCUGUCAUGCUGCCAGUGGAGUCCUUGAAACUGUUGAAGAAGUUGCUGAAUUAGUAGAUGGUUGUGCGUGUCGUCGAAGUCUGAAACGGAACUCUCGUCCUGUUCAAUGUCCAACCGGAAUACUUCAACAGUCUGCAACAGAAUGUGAGGUAGAUGAUCAUGGAGAUAGUUAUCGAAACAUCACGUGGUCCACGAAAAUUCGUGAAGGAUGCCGUUGUCUAGCUAAAAAUCACACCAGAAGAGAAAUCUGCUCCUGUGCUCCCCAAGAACGCAAUCUCACUCGCUGUGUGGAUAACGCAAGAAUCGAACUAAAAACCCUUCGACGUGUUCCAACUGAAGGAAAUAAGUGCGAGGAGAGAGAAGUAGCUAGAAAAGUAGUGGAGAUUAACUGUCCCAAGGCACGCACUCUAAGUAGCGUUUGCAAUAAUCAAACAGGAUUGGCGCUGGUGACGAAAGAACAGCCGAUUGUUGAACAGUGUAUUUGCAAGACUCGAAAACAGAAAUUCAAGAUUCCGUGCAAGUGUAACCCACUGGAGAAGAUGAUAUAUAAAUCGCCUUGCAACACCACCACAUGUCUUUCAUUUUCCGUCUACACUUUCGAGGUUCCUGAUGCCACCCAAAAUGGCACUUGUUUGACAAAGAAGGUGGUAAAAGAAUCAAAGUGUUGCUGUCCACCAUCACAGAAGGAACGAAGUUGUGACACUUCCAGUGGCAUGUUCCGGUCUCGAAUUCAAGAAUUCCGCCUACUGAAUGGUGAAUGCACGUCAAUAGUUCAAAUCUCUGCAGAUCUUCCAGUUAUUUGCCCGAAGAGUGAAUCAACAGCUGUGAAGAUUUUAAAAACGGGGAAGGUUCGCUUUCUUCGGCAGAGAACAGUUCGUAAUGGUUGCAGUUGUCGUAACAUUUCAGAAACUGCUUUCUCCAAAUGGAAAUGCCCCAAGCAAACCCAAAGUCGGAAAUGUGUAAAACAAGAUGGUACUGAUAAUUACGCUUGGCGAACUUCAGUUUCUCUUUGGAAGCCUUUCAAAGGCAAAGUACCUACAUGCAAAAAUCACGAAGUCAGUAUUAGCGAGACUCCUAUUUCCUGUCCUUCUGAAAAGGUCUUGGAAUCUAGUUGCUACUUUUCUCCUGGCCGAAACGGAUUUUUCAGGAAUGUAACUACGAGGAGCAUGAGAGUUGUCGAUUGCAGAUGCGUUCCACAAGAACCAGUAGUUAAGAAAUUCGUUUGUAGUUGCUCUGAACCAGUAGUCCAUACAGCUUGUAAUGAUGAGGAGGGUCGGAUUACAGAAAUAACCAUGUAUUUCAAUGCAUCUGCUGACGGCAGUCGAUGUAUUCCACACGAAAUUCGUCGUGAGUGGCAGGUUAAUUGCGCUCCAUCAAGUCCAGUAAUGCGUAGGAAUACAGCAUGCAAGAACGGACUUUUCCAGAAAAUUUAUACUAUGCGAAAGCGAAACGGAUGUCGUUGCCGAGCAUUUACUAAGCGCCUUUCCCUGCCUUGUGAAUGCCCGGAGCCGAGUAUCGAAACCACGUGCCUUGAAGACGGAGUGAUGCAGUUGACGAAUACUACAACUUACACUAGAGAACACUUAAACUCACCAUGCAAGCGUGAGGAACGAAUCACAAGGAAUGUUAUUUCGUGUGAUUCUCUUCCUGAGAUUGAAUUAAGACCAGGACGAGACUACAUAAUUCGUCCGAUUGAAGAUGGAAAUUCCAACCGAAGUGUCCUUCACGUUUAUCCCUGUGGCACAGGAGGUUCGCCUUGUACCAGACGCGUGGUCAAGGUGACAGCUGUCAAAGCGAAGGAGGGUUGUCAAUGUGAUAUUAAACGAGAGGAGAGAAUCGAGUCGUGCUGUUGCAAUGCGAAUGGAAGGUUGAGGAAUAUUCAAAAAUCCCAUUGGAUUGAAUGUGAUUCCCCAGAUCAUCCGUUGUCAAUCCGACAGCAGAGAUCUUGGCAUCUUGUAGAUGGAAAGUGCUGGCCUCUUACUUUAACAUCCUCAAAACCACUAGUGUGUUCGGAUGAGGCAACGGUAGCUCCACUCGGUGUUUGUUUUAACGGAACCCAACGCUAUGCUGUUACCAAAUCAAUAAGGGAAGGCUGUAGCUGUAAAAAGGUGAAAUCAAUUGAAUAUCGACCAUGCUUAUGCCAGACAGUAUCAGCAGCUGAAGUGGUCUUUGUUGUGGAUGAGUCAGUAUCGAGUCGGAUUCCAGAUUAUUCCCGUCGAGUUCGAGAUAUUCUGCAACUCACGAUUCAGACAUUCAAAGAUUCCCAAAACAGGAACUCCUCAAGUAGCUCGUUCCGCUUUGCUGUUGUGAAGUACUCCAGUGAUCCUAGCAUUGCUUUUAAUCUGGAUCAGUAUGAAGACUCCGCUCCAAUGCUUAGUCACGUUGAGAGCCUGAACUAUGAGGGUAGGCUCUCGAAUCUCGGAAGAGCACUGGAACUGACAAGAAGUGAGAUUCUAUCUGGAGUUCGUACUGGAAUUCCAACAAUAAUAUACAUCAUUAGUGAUGGUGUGAACGACAUUUCCGAGGGUGCUAAGGAACUAGCUUCAGAUUUGACUUCAACUGGAGUUCAAAUUCUUUCUAUCGCCGUGGGCGCAGACGCUAGAGGCAAAGCAUUCCUCUGGAGUCUGACAUCCAAACCUCACAACCGGCACUUCAUGGUUCAUUCGCUGAAAGCAAGAAAUGAAAAAUUAUCCAACUGGCUUAUAAAUUCCCUUUGUGUUCAAGCUUGUCCUGAAAGUACACAGACAAGAAGCGUCUGUUCCAGGGACACGGGAUGUCUGGGCCUAAUCUAUGAGCAGAAAUACCAAUACAAAGCAGACCUAGGCAAGUGUGUUGGAGUCUCGGUUAAGCGACCUUACCGUUGCUGCUGCCUUGAAGAGCCAAGAGAGGAGCAGAGAUGUGUCAACGGAAGUUUUAUUGUUACCAAAGAGAUGUGGAGAUUGAAUGAGGAGGGCAGAAGUGGUCUUGCGGUCUGCCAGCACUUCAAACUCGAACAGGACUUGACGGGCACAUUGAUAAAGAAUUGCCGGCCUGUACAAGUAGAGCUAGGUGAAUGUUCCGCCGAUGGAACGCGUACAGAAGUCACGAUUCGAAGGAACUUCGAUAAUUGUGAAUGCAAGGAAACACGAUAUGAGACUGUGAAGAGGUGUUUCUGCAAUUCGAAGACUCGAAAUGAGGAGCGUUGUGUUGACGAUGAUCGAAAACAACUUACAAUUCGUCAAGAAGUUCUUGAUUCAGAUGGUCAAUGCAACGAACAGGAGACAGUCUUUAUAAAGCAAAUCCUGUGCUCAGAGCCAAAAGUGUUCGCUGGGAAGUGUGACCCUAUGACCUGCAAACGUAGGGUUACUUACCUGAAAGAACGUCCUGAACAAUGCAAAUGCCGAAAACAAUUCAAAGUUAUAUUCGAACCUUGCUGUUGUAUUGAUCCAAAAUCUGCAUCAAAAGAAAAUGGAUGCAGUGAGAAUGACAUGAAAUUGAUCACUACCACAUCAACAGAAUUUGAUGGUCAUAGACGGGCUUGUGUAACCAAAACUGAGAGGAAGUAUGAACCUAUCGUCUGUCCGAAUGAGCCUGUGAUAGCGAAAUCGGAAUGCGGUCACUUUGGACGUGAUGUCGGGGGAAAUGAGGAUCCAAAUCUACAAUUUCGUAGAGUGGAAAUCACUUCCUGGAAACUUGAAAAUUGUGAGUGCGUCCCUAUUCGUCGGUGGGAAUUUGAGGCGUGUGGAUGUCGGGAAAUAGAUCAGCCGAUGGUACACGAAUGCCAUAAUGAGACAGGAAUUCUAAUUUCAUAUCAGCAGCGCUUCGUUCUCUCUGUCAUCGGAAGCAAUAAAACUUACACUGGUUCUGAAGCUAUCGGCAGACGAUUUGACCAAUUAGAGCAGGCCAAAUGUACACCUGUCUUCUCUGUAUGCCCAGAUGAUGUAGUCACUCAUGGGUCAUGCAUUUAUGAAGAUGAGGUAAGCCGGGCCUAUCUAAGCGUCGAGACCCGAUCAUGGAAUCGAGAAGGAUGUAAGUGCAAGCAGCUUCCAGCAAAGGUAACUAGAGAACUCUGUGGUUGUCGACGUCAGGUAUGGAAUCAGAGGCGUUGCUAUAGUAGGGGAUCUCGCAUACUUGUCAGCGUUAUUAGGGAGAAAUUAGUCAAUUUACCUCGUGGCCCCAGAUGCAAGAUUGAAGUCCAAACCAGAAAUGAGACUAUUACAUGCCCAGCCUCCCAAAUACAUUAUUCAAACUGUACUGAUGGGGAAAUGACAGUAAUAAUCGAUUUGGUUAGUCCAAGAGGCUGUAGAUGUGAGUCAACAAGGCUUAUUCGAAAGCUUCGUUGUAUUGAGAUUGCAAUAAAUGAAGGCGUAGAGAGUCCAACAGGAAAUAAAGAACAGCCUGGUAAUUUGUCAAAUGCCACUGAAAAGUUCAAAAACUUUGAGGAACUACGAGAGAGGUUGUCAAAUCUCGGUCUGACCGAUAUUCAAGAACCUUCAGACUUUGUUGAAGAUGGCGUUUUACCGGAAAAGGAGGAAGAUGAGAAUGAUAUUUUGAGGAGAAUAAUAAAACACGAAGAGGCUAAUUCCCGAUUGGAUGGUGACUUUGUUGAAUCUAUAACCCUUAAAAAUGCUGAAAAUCGGCCUGAAUUUCCUGAAAUGACUAAAGAAGCGCCGGAAGUCUCAAUAGUGGUCCAUACAGUGGAAUUGAAGAAUCCUGAUGAAGGAGAAGAGCCCCUUUACGACAAAAACACUAAGAAUAAUAAAAAGACCUCGAAAUUCAGGUUGGGAAAACACAAAGUUAGAAAACAUUUCUCCAAUGAAGAUGAAGGCGAUUUCAUUCCAGAUGAAUCUCGGGAGGAGAGCCCUACCCUUCGAAAGCAAAGAAUAAGAAAAUUAGAGCCGUCUCAUCGUAAACCAACGGUUCCUUCCAGUGAUACAACAGUUGCAAGUUCGCGGCCUGUUACCGAGACUAAUACUCCUCAGUGGGAAAUUAUUUCAGAAGAGUCAGGUACAGAAAAGCCUGUCGAUUUUCAAAAUAAGACGACUUCAGAGAAAGAAAACAAUACCAAAUCUAGCGAUGAAAUAAAUAGAUCAGAAACCACGGCUUACCCUCAACAUAAAAAGGCGCGCAGAACUCGAAGAAGAGUUCCAAGAUUUGGACUUCUCGAACCACUUUAUUACGAAGGAACGACUGAGACCGAGGCCGCGGAAAUGAAGCAGUUCACCCAGAGUCCGCCCAGCACAGAGCUAUCGGAAUCAAGCCUUCCCAAAUUGCCUAAGAAGAAAGCUGAUCGAACUAAAUCACCUAAAAGGAUCGUGCUCAACGCGGUUGAGUGUGUAGAUCUUCUGAACCCAGAGAAGUGUGCGGAAAUGGAGAAAGGUCCUAAUUCUGAAUGUGACAAACAUGGACAAACUAGAGAUGAGCUUUGUAGAAAGACCUGUCGUGUUUGUCAAGAUUUCCCAAUUAACGAGACAGAAUUUACAACUGAAGGAGACAGUAAAACUGACUGUCUAUUGGUUGAUGUGCGUUAUGUAGCAAAGUACCAUCUUCAAACUUUGAAAGAGGCUGGUUUAUCAAAGUGCAAGUCAGCAUGUAGCAAAGAACCUCGUUGUCUUGGAUUUGAUUUCUACAUUCCACUCAAGGAAAGCAACAAAGGAAGUUGUGUUUUAGGAACGGUAGAUCGAACCACGCUCAAAAUUCGACUCAAUAUAAGUGACGUUAAAGAAGGAGCUAGUGAAGACGAACUUAACAGAAUGGAGGCUGUGCAUUGCAUUCAUUUUCGAAAGAUACGUAAAUCAGUGGCAAGUACUGAAGACAAACGGACACUACAUUACGGGUCAAAUUGUACCUGUGAAAGACUGAAAUCGGUGAAUCCCUUGGCUUUCACGGUAUCUCCAAGCCUAGAUAAGUCUGUGAAUGGUCGGCAACAUUGCACAAAAGAAAUUUAUAAUUCGGCACGAGUGACAUGCCAAUCUCCGCCUACAUUGACUGAUGAUGGAGUUUCUGGAAGAAAUUUAACGAAUAUCAGUAUUUGUGUGGAUGUAAAACCAACAGAAUGGUGUGAGGAGGCAGCUAGAACAGGAUCUUGCAAGAAAAAUUCUUUUAGAGCGGUAUGUGGAGGUACAUGCGGUGUAUGUGCAUGUGAUAAGAGCUACGAAUAUAUUGGAAAAUGUUUUCCGAAUGGAAAGAUGACAGUGGUGAGAAUCGAAAAUAGGCUUAGUCCUUCUCAUGGACGCUGUAUUUCCAAAAGAUAUGUUAGCGUUGUUCCUUGCGAAGUCUGCCCAGCUAACCCAUAUGAGAUUGUUCAGUCAUGUAAUCCAAGAACAGAAAGCCGUUUAUUAAUUCGUGUUAAUCCCGUUCAAAACUUAAACAACCCAGCAAAAUGCAAUCUGAAGAUAUCAAAGAGGGAAGUCAGUUGCAAAGAUUGCAUGUUUGAGGAUGGUCGCAGUAUUGAACGCAGUACUAUUUCAAAGUGUAAGAGACGUAAGAAUGGCAACUAUCGAUUAUUCCUGAAAACAGAAUACGCUGUCAGUGUAAACGGCUGCUGCAAACUUAGAAAAUCAUAUCGGAGUUUUCCUUGUCUUGGUUGCCCAAAACCAAAGAUUGGUCAUUCAAAAUGUCUAGGCGGCUGGCAAAUGAGAACUAUAAUCUUCUUCGUCCGGCCAUCAACUGGAAAAUUCAGUGACGAAACCAAAAAUAUCCCAUCCUCAGCUUGUUUCCGCCAUAUAAUUUCAACGAAAGAGCGCUGCGUUUCAUUUAAAACGCACCACAAUAGUAAUUGUACGAAUCUCCUGGGCUUAACUGAAUGUCAGGAAUUCAAGAAUGGAGGGAAUUGUGCUAGCGAACCCAGAAUGGCUUGGAAACUUUGUGCUAAACAGUGCAAAAUGUGCUGA
Messenger RNA from Rodentolepis nana, 9552 nucleotides. Lineage: Eukaryota; Metazoa; Platyhelminthes; Cestoda; Cyclophyllidea; Hymenolepididae. The record is from the annotation of a GenBank genome assembly.